This is a messenger RNA of Suillus fuscotomentosus, 2336 nucleotides long. RefSeq names its product pre-mRNA splicing factor component-domain-containing protein. Gene Ontology annotation, cellular component: spliceosomal complex; Prp19 complex. NCBI's taxonomy places the organism in Eukaryota, Fungi, Basidiomycota, Agaricomycetes, Boletales, Suillaceae. The record is from RefSeq and is a predicted model, not a curated record. Bases 6 to 2336 code for a protein of 776 amino acids. The transcript is spliced from 7 exons. Gene Ontology annotation, biological process: mRNA splicing, via spliceosome.
AGAACAUGGAGAACAAAGUUCUCAAGGCUGCAAUAGCGAAGUAUGGGAAGAAUCAAUGGGCGCGUACUAGUAUAUCGUCGUUGCUGGUCCGCAAGACCCCCAAACAAUGUAAAGCGCGGUGGUAUGAGUGGCUAGAUCCAUCUAUCAAGAAGACAGAAUGGUCAAAGACCAAGGAUGAAAAGUUGAUGCACCUUGCAAAAAUUAUGCCCACGCAAUGGCGGACAAUAGCCUCCGCAGUGGGUCAUACUGCUACACAAUGUCUUGAGCGAUAUCAGAAGUUGCUGGAUGAGGCAGAGGCAAAGGAAACCGAGGAGCUAGGGCUGGCGGGACCAGGGGGAGAGUCAGCACUGAGUGCAGACGACAUCAGGCGCCUGCGACCAGGAGAGAUUGACCCCGACCCUGAAACUAAGCCUGCACGUCCUGAUCCUAUUGACAUGGACGAAGAUGAAGCAAGACGACUUGCAGUCUUACAAAAAAAGUGUGAGCUGAAGGCUGCUGGAAUCAUGUGCGGUAUAGACUACAAUGCUGACAUUCCCUUUGAAAAGAAGCCGGCGGCGGGCUUCUAUGACAUGUCAGAAGAACAGGCACGCAUUACCUCUGCGCCGGUCGGCCAAUCACUCCGCCCAGAAGCGAAGGGUGAAAAUGAUGGCCACCAAACAAAAUUCAUUGCUGCUCAUGGUGCACAGAUACAGAAGCUGAAAGAGGCGGAGAGCAUUGGCCAACGACGGAAGCUUGUGUUGCCGAACGCGCAGGUUGGUGAGGCGGAGCUAGAAGGCAUUGUCAAGAUCGGGCAGACAGGGGAGAAUGCCAAGGCAUUGGUCGGUGGCGGAAGCGAGGCAACUGCGAAGCUCUUGAGUGAUUAUGAGGGCCUGGAGGGCGCAAGGAUGGCACGAACACCUCAUACUGCACCUCAACAUGACUAUAUCAUAGAGGACAAUGUCAUGUUGGAAGCACGCAAUUUACGGAACAUGACCAUGGCCCAGACACCUUUGUUGGGAGAUGAGAACACCCCCCUUCAUGUUGGGCCGGGGGGAGGAACUGGUUUCGAGAGCGCAACUCCUCGGCAUCAAGUUGCUUUUACCCCAAAUCCUCUCGCAACUCCUAUGCAUGGCAGCCCAGGUGACGUUUCUGCAACCCCGCGAGAUGGUGCAUCGUGGGGCGCAACCCCACUGCAGACGCCUAUGCAUCAUACCCUCAGCAUCAAUCCCGCUAUGGGUAUGCCAGUUGGCGAGACACCACGCGACCUGCGGUUGCAUACCGACUCCGCCAAGCGUGCUUUAAAGGCCGGAUUCAUGAGUCUUCCAAAGCCCGAGAACAACUUCGAGCUUUUGGUUCCGGAAGAUGAAGAGGAAGAGGAUGGUACCGCUGGUCCGCUGUCAGAGGAAGAUGCUGCUGAAAGGAAUGCACAUUUAAAGCGGAUACGUGAAGAGGAGGAGAGAAAAGCCUUGGCAAGACGAACACAGGUUGUUGCCCGUGGUCUGCCUCGUCCUGCACGGGUCGAUGUGGAGCAGCUGAUGAGAGACUUAAACAUUGGGGAAGAAGAUGACGACAUGGCGGAGGUCAGAAAACUCCUAAAAUCGGAGAUUGCGGAUCUCCUACUGCAUGACUCGAUAGUGCAUCCUCUCCCUGGCACGAAUAUUCCUGGUGGCACGCCAUCAACUUAUCAGAUACCGCCAGAUGAUGACCUCACUGCUGCUAAGGCUCAGAUCCAUCUUGAACUUGCCUCCUCAAUUGGCUUUCCUGAUGCCAAUGAAGCCCAAGUCAAGGAGGGACUGGUCACGCUGUCGAGCAGCGAAGAGAUUGAUGAGAGUGCGUGUUGGGCAAGUGUCCGUCAGCAGCUUGUUUUCGAUGCCGCCUCGAGAACAUGGGUAGAGCCCAGUAGCCUAUCCGCGGAAGCUAGAAUAGCCAGUUAUACCGCACUGCUCGAGGAGAAUCGUGGAGAGAUGUCAAAAGAGGCUAGCAAAGCUGCUAAGGCCGAGAAGAAGCUUGGUGGAUAUCAAGCACGUUCAAAAGCUCUUUCUAAACGUGUUACUGAAGCUUUCAAUGAGCUCGUGCGAACAAAAGUGGACUACGAGAGCUUCGGUCGACUCAGCAUCAACGAGGCUGCAGCUGGACCAUGGAGAUUAGAGUCGCUGAAAGAGGAGGUGGAUACUCUAUCACGAAGAGAGCGCCUGCUGCAGGAGCGGUACGCCGAGCUUGACCGCGAGCGUCGGGAUGCAGAAUCCAGGGUUACUGUACUGGAGGAGAAAAUCAUGGCAGAGGCAGAGGCGCUCAAUGAAGAAGCUCUCGCUGAGAUGGAAGCAAGCGGAUUAUUCAUAGAGCGAAAGACGCCAUAG